CAGACAGAAGAACCCAGGAAAAGGAGCAGAAAGACCUCCAGUGACAAAUCUGGCACCUCCUCAGUAACAAGAACCGACGCUACUAGAAGCAGAGGUGGCCAUAAAACACAUCUCAAAGAAGAAGAUCAUCAAGCGGACAUUCAUGGUGCUGGAAGGGGAAAUGAGGAUGGUCCCUUUGGAGGUGGCGCUGAUGCUAAAACUCCAACCAGCAGCAGAAGGAACCAGUACAGCAGUGGCCCUGCUGGACUGGUACGAUUUAGACCUGGAGCUGAUUCUUGUCCUAGAGAGACCAGUCCCCUGCAUGGACCUCAUCGACUACAUCAACUCAAGAGGUUAUCACCUGCCUGAGCAUGAAGCUAAAACCAUAGCAAAACAGCUGGUGGAUGCUCUCAUUGAAGUCCACUCCAGAGGGGUCUUCCACAGGGACAUCAAGCUGGACAACAUUCUCAUUGAGACCGGCUCGGAUGUCCCACGUGUCCGGCUCAUUGACUUUGACUUUGGCAGACUUGUCAGGGGAGACGUACAGUACACGGGACAGUUCCCCUUCAGUGGCAAGGAGGAAAUCAGCUUUGAAGACCCUGAUGUCAGUGGAUAUUUUUCCUCAGACAAAGCCGCCUUACGUUGCUGCCUCUCACUGACUAUGCGGGCUCACGCUGCCGCCUCCAUGCCGCAGCCCACGUCAGUUCCCGUUGCUUCCAGUGUGCCGCAGCUUACGCCGGUUCUUGCUGCAGCCUCAGGUUCCCAGCCCACAGCAGCAGAAGGAACCAGUACAGCGGUGGCCCUGCUGGACUGGUACGAUAUUUGCCUGACUCCGACGUCGAGCCACGGGACUCACGCCGUGAUCUGCAGUGCUUUUGUGUCGGACCUCAGGAUCCACACCUCCUCCACGUUAUUUAAUAAAUAA
Molecule: messenger RNA, 904 nt
Organism: Pseudoliparis swirei
Lineage: Eukaryota; Metazoa; Chordata; Actinopteri; Perciformes; Liparidae
Product: serine/threonine-protein kinase pim-2-like
Exons: 6
Coding region: 143-904 (253 amino acids)
Biological process (GO): protein autophosphorylation; regulation of mitotic cell cycle; negative regulation of apoptotic process
Cellular component (GO): cytoplasm
Molecular function (GO): ATP binding; protein serine/threonine kinase activity
Source: RefSeq, a predicted model, not a curated record